Molecule: messenger RNA, 3231 nt
Organism: Prinia subflava (tawny-flanked prinia)
Lineage: Eukaryota; Metazoa; Chordata; Aves; Passeriformes; Cisticolidae
Gene: SMYD4
Product: SET and MYND domain containing 4
Exons: 10
Coding region: 1-2727 (908 amino acids)
Biological process (GO): heart development
Cellular component (GO): cytoplasm; nucleus
Molecular function (GO): histone deacetylase binding
Source: RefSeq, a predicted model, not a curated record
AUGCUCAUGGUGCCGCGUCCGCCGCUGCCGCCAAAUAUCCCUGCUGCCGCCAAACGUUCCUGUCGCCGCCAAACGUUCCUGUCACCGCCAAAAGCUCCCACCGCCAAAAAUUCCCGCCGCCGCCGCUGCCAAAUAUUCCUGCCGCCGCCAAAAAUUCCCGCCGCCGCCGCCGCCAAAAAUUCCCGCCGCCGCCGCUGCCGCCACGGCCUCCUUCCGGCGCCGCCUGACGUCACGCCGUUCACUGCCCGCCAGCACACCGCUCCUAUUGGCUGCCCGGCGCCGUACGGCGGAAGUGUCUCUGUAUUCCGUGCAGGGAUGCUGCAGGGCGCCGCCAUGGCAGCGAUGGCGCUGCCGGUGGCGGAGUGGCAGGCCCGCACCGCCCGGCUCUGGGCCGCGCUGGACCCGGCGCUGCGGGAGCGGCUGGCGGCGGCUUCGCUUCACGACGCGGUGCGGCUGGGCUGCGACCUGCUCCGGAGUGAGGAGGAGGAGGAGGCAGCCCUGGUGAGGUUGUGCCACCGGGCACGCACGGACAAGGAGCCGGAGGCCGCGAGCUGGUACCGGGAGCAGGGGAACCGGGAAUUCAAGCGGGGCCAGUACCGGGCUGCCCUGAGGCUCUACUCCAAGGCAGCAUCCCACGAGCUCCCUGGGAGCCCCGAGGUGUCCGUGUGCUUUGCCAACCGCUCAGCUGCCCUCCUCCACCUGGGGCACUUUGAGGUUUGUUUGGAAGAUAUUGCCAGGGCUGAAAGCCAUGGCUAUCCAGACAGGCUGCUGCCCAAGGUCCUGCUGCGGAAAGCUGAGUGUCUGCUGUGCCUGGAGAGGUUACAGGAGGCACAGGAUAUCCUCAGAGUGCUGGAGAGUAAAAUUGCUCUGGAUGGAAUCAUGACUACUCACCUGACACGGCUGAAAAAGUUAACUCAGAUGAAGGUUAAAUUAGGGAAGAAAGAGAGGUGUCCAGAGCCUGCACAAAAAGCACACGGUGGCAUUCAAGGGGAGCCAGAGAUCUGGGAAGAGAACAACAGAAUUUCAGGUGCAUCUUCAUCUCUGAGCCUGAGGUUUGAUGCAGAGAGAGGACGUCACUUGGUGGCCUCCCAGGACAUCGUGCCAGGACAGAGCCUGGUGAAAGAGGAGGCGUUUGUGAGUGUGCUGUGCCCUGGGGAGAGCCUUCCCCUGCAGGACAGUGACACAGCGUGGGACACUCGAGCCACCAACGCAGAUCUUUACUGCCACCGCUGCCUGAGGCAGCUGCUGGCCUCGGUGCCUUGUCAGGGCUGCAGUUAUGCCAAGUACUGCAGCCAGGGCUGUGCAGACACGGCCUGGCAGCAGUACCACAGGACAGAGUGUUCCCUGGGAGCGCUGCUCCUCACCCUGGGGGUCUUCUGCCACGUGGCCCUGAGGACUGUGCUGCUGGCAGGAUUUGCAGAGGUCAGCAGGCUGGUGGCGUGGUCCCACCGUGGGGACAAGAACCUUCAGAACCCUGAGGCAAGAUGCAAACCUCUGAGUGAUGCAGGAGCUGGUGGCAGAGGUAUCCCUGGUUGUGGCAGCAAUGGUCGGUACCAGAGUUCUUACCAAGCUCUGUUCCACCUUUUGCCCCACACUGAGCAGCACAGCCCUGAGCACAAGUUCCUCUGCACUCUCAGUGUGGUAGCUGUGUGCAAACAGCUGCAAGCAGCUGGCCUGGAGGCUGCUGUGUUGAAUCAGGAAUCACCUCAGCAGUGGUCCAAACCAAAGACAAGUGAAAAAACCUCAGAUGAAUUGUCCCCAGAGCUGAAGACUGUGGCAGAAGCAAUGCUGAGGCACGUGUUGCAGCUGCAGUGUAAUGCACAAGCAAUCACUGUAAUGCAGGAGCUGGGGCCUGGAGAUGGGGCUGUUGUAGAUAAGAAGCCUGUGAGGCUGGCAACAGCCUUCUUCCCUGUCCUCAGCCUCCUGAACCACUCGUGCUGCCCCAAUACCAGCGUGUCAUUCCAUGGGACAGCUGCCACUGUCAGGGCAUCACAGCCAAUCUCAAGUGGCCAAGAGGUUUUGCAUUGCUAUGGGCCUCACUGCUGCAGGAUGAGGGUUGCUGAGAGACAGCAGCUUCUCAGUCAGUAUUUCUUCGAGUGUCACUGCCAGGCGUGCCUCGAGGAGUUAGAGCCUGGUGCCAAGAGUGUGGUGUCCAUCAGAAAUUCAUUCUGCUGUCCCAAAUGCCAGGCCCAAAUGCAGGGGGAAGAAGACACACUUUGGUGUUCAAACGAAGCUUGUGCAGCCUCAGCCAGCAGAGAUCACCUGUCUGGCUGUUUACAGGACCUUCAGCAACAGAUCAAGAAAGCUUUAGACCUGCUGGGAGUCGGGAAGGCUGAUCAGGCUAUCAAAAUGCUCCUGAAGUGUCAGAUGGAUGCUGGAACCUUCUUGUCUCCAGAGCAUUUGCUGAUGGGAGAGAUGGAGGAUCAUCUGGCACAGGUCUAUGCUACUCUUGGGAAAUGGCAGGAAGCAGCCAGACACCUGAAGAAGAGUAUUGAGAUUGUGGAAAUGCACCAUGGGCCAUCAAGUGUGGAAACAGGCCAUGAACUUUUCAAGCUGGCACAAAUCCUCUUCAAUGGAUUUGCAGUUUCUGAAGCUCUGAGCACGAUUCAAAGAGCAGAGCGGAUUUUGUCAGUGCACUUUGGUCCUCAGAGUGCUCAGAUCCAGGAACUACAGGAGAUGAAGGCCUGCCUGUCACAGCUUCCCAGAAACAUCCUUCAGAGGACUUAAUUUCCCUGUCAAAGGAAGCUGCAAUGUGAUCUUUCAUCAAAGCUAAGUGUCAUGUGGUAAGGUAGUCAUGUAGUACAAGCUGGAAAAUCAUGUGUAACAGCAACUUGAAUGAAGUCUUGAAAUGCUCUUUAGUGAGCCUGUUGUAAAUAAAAUGACCAAUUCUAACGUGAGAGGUGUGUGUGUGGUAUGGUGGGAACAGAGGCUGUUGUAUAAGUUCUGUGUGUGGGUUGGAAGCAAAUGUUUGAGUUGCUUUUGUGUGAGAUGUGACUCUCCCCUGUGUGGUGCCCUGAGCAUUAUGAAUGUACAGUCAUCCAGAGCACGUUGCCUUCUAUUUUUAAAUACUGUGAGGCACUUUCCUUCUUGCCAGUGUGAAAUGGAAAUGGUUGGAAGGGGUGAGGCCUGAACAGCCUGGGAAGUGCAAACUUAGAGUCUAGAAAAGGCACUGCAGAACUUGGAGGGCUGGAGCACAGGUCUGUCAGUAAUGAGGGAUUCAGAUUCAACAAC